UACGUCACUUCCGCCUGCCAAUCCCCUAGCAACCGGUCGCCAUAUUGAAUUGGUUGAAAACAAACCAGCUCACAGCGAACACAGCAUUGACAGAAAAGGCAUUUAACGAGGUUUCACGGCAUUUUAAACUGUUCUAAAUGGCGUAUGAUUAUGUAAAUAGUCUUUCCAGUGAGGCUAGGUUAAGAUACGAGUUAAAAUGUUCUGUAGUCGGAUUAAACGACUGCCCUUACCGCCUUCCAGCAGAUGCGUGGACUGAUAAUCCUACACAAUGGCCGGACAUGGAAUUUGGAAAUCUUUAUGUCUACCUCACAAGCGCACCAGGAGCGGUUGUCUUCUCUAAUGUGGAGGAGAUUGCUGCUCAGGGCGACCACCUGUCCAUCUCAGGUGGGACCCCUAAGCUCUGCCUCCCAGAGAGAUCCGUCCUCCCUAUUUGUGGGCCUAAUGACUCACAGACCUGCCCGGGCGUGGUGUGGCCCCGUCAGGGCGUACAAAAAAGAUGCCAAAUCCACGGCGGACUUCCCCGUCAGUCCCAUCACCGUCACCGACAUCAAGCAGUACCUGCGCUCCAAAGACGUUCCCUUCCGCGACGGCUUCAGCUGCCUCCACGCGCCCACCAUCUUCACGGACACGGCCACCAGGGGGGAGCGCUUCUCCUUGUUCGUGGACAAGACCACCGGGCAGUUCCUGUGCAUGGACACUCAGGUGGAGGGCAGCUGGGAGGACCUCCAGGACUGCCUGGAGGUCAUGCAGAAGGAGGAGCAGGACUUCCUCAGCCCGCACGUGCUGCUGGGAUACCCGGAGAGCGCCAAGGAGCAGGAUCAGCGCGAGUGGGAGCUGAGGGAGGUCCAGGGCAUCUGGUCCAGCUCAGUGGCGUUCUCGGACCUGACUGAAGACGAGGCCCAGCUGGUCAAAGCCAUGUUUCAGAUCACAAAGAUCUCCAACGCCACGCUGAAGAAGUUCGGCGUGCGUCUCUUUAAGCCCACCAAGAGUCUGGUCUUCCCCUGGUUUGGUGGACCCGACUCCUCCUUGAAGGGCGUGAAGCUGCUCUCCGCUCAAAGUGCGGGCGGCGACAAAGUGAGCUACAACGAGGCCACGGUUCCAAAGUGGAGCUCCUACAACAACCUGUUCGGCCUCCCGCUGGUGGGCCGCAUGGACUCCGACGUGGUCCUGACCGGAGGCGAACUGGACGCGCUGGCGGUGAGCCAAGCCACGGGCCUGGCCAGCGUGGCUCUACCGCGCGGCGCCAGCUGCCUGCCGCCCGCCCUGCUGCCCUACCUGGAGCAGUUCAAGCGCGUGACGCUGUGGCUGGGCGGCGACAUGCGCUCCUGGGAGGCCUCCAAGAUCUUCUCGCGCAAGCUGGGCCUGAGGCGCUGCUCGCUGGUGCGGCCGGGCGAGUACCGCCCCUGCCCCGGCGAGGCGCUGGCCCAGGGCAAGAACCUGAGCGGCAUCAUCAAGGCCUCAAUCCCGGCGGCGCACAAGUCCAUCGUGUCCUUCAAGCAGCUGCGAGACGACGUGUACGGCGAGCUGGUCAACACGGAGCAGGUGGCCGGCGUCAAGUGGGCCCGCUUUCCCGACCUCAACAGGAUCCUGAAGGGUCACCGCAAGGGGGAGCUGACCGUGUUCACAGGUCCGACAGGUAGCGGGAAGACCACCUUCAUCAGCGAGCUGGCUCUGGACCUGUGCAUGCAGGGCGUCAACACGCUGUGGGGCAGCUUCGAGAUCAACAACGUGCGCCUGGCCAAGAUCAUGCUGACCCAGUUCGCCCUGCAGCGGCUGGAGGAGAACCUGGAGCAGUACGACUUCUGGGCGGACAAGUUUGAGGAGCUGCCGCUCUACUUCAUGACCUUCCACGGCCAGCAGAACAUCAAGUCCGUGCUGGACACCAUGCAGCACGCCGUCUACCUCUACGAUAUCAACCACGUGGUCAUCGACAACCUGCAGUUCAUGAUGGGACAGGAGAACCUCUCCAUUGACAAGUUCGCCGUGCAGGACCACAUCAUCGCCGCCUUCAGGAAGUUUGCCACCAACUCCAGCUGCCACGUCACGCUCAUCAUCCACCCCAGGAAGGAGGAGGACGACCGCGAGCUGCAGACCGCAUCCAUUUUUGGAUCGGCAAAGGCCAGCCAAGAGGCGGACAAUGUGCUCAUCCUGCAGGAGAAGAAGCUGGUCACCUGUCCCGGCCGCCGCUCCCUGCAGGUGACCAAGAAUCGCUUUGACGGCGACGUGGGCAUCUUCCCCCUGGACUUCCUCAAGUCCUCGCUCACCUUCUCGCCGCCCAUCAAGGGCAAACACAAGCUGAGGAAGGUGGCCGCCAAGCCAGAGGAGGGCGAGGGCGAGGACGAGGACGAGCAAGGCGACGAGGCGUCCCCGAAGAAGGAGGUCGUCAAACGGGAGAAGUCUGCCAAAAAGUCAUCACAACCUGCCAAGAACCCUCCAACAGAGAAGAAAGGUAAUUAAAGAUUGAUGGGCAAGUUCUCCGUGAUCAUUUCAACAUUUACUACUGACUCCAUAAUCCCCAUCAUAAUAAUAAUGUGAUCCCUGAAACAUUUUCUACACUUUUUAAUAAACACUUUGGUCAUUGCUGGCCAGCAGGGGGCAGUUUGUGCCACUGACCUCAACCUUAUCUUACCAAGCACUGAAAAAUCAUUACGUGGAUACUUAUAUCUUUUUUUUUUCAAUUUAUAAAAAGGCUAAAGCAAAAUAUGUAUUUAAAGACAAAAAGUUAACUAUUUUUUCUCUUUACAUUUCAUUUUUGCUCUAUUUUUGCAGUUUAGUUUGUUUCAUUUAAUUUCUACAAUGUUCCAGUGAACCCUGUCAGGGGUGUCCAAACUAUGGCCCGUGGCCGACGUCCUCAAAGUGGCCCGCCAGUUUAAUAAGGAACCUUGCAUUCAUUUUACAAGUCUAACCUUUUUGAUGUUGCCUUUUUGUCGCCAUCUAGUGGACAAAAUUAUUUUUUCCUGCAUUUAUUAAUGUGAGCCAAUGCAAACAACCUUCCCUAGUCAUGGUGUAAAAAAUAAAUAAAAAUAAUCCAACCGACACAAAAUGUCAACAGACAUGGUCAUUGAACUUUGUGGAUAUUUUUUUUAAAAAGCAUCCAUUCACCAUAUCAAAUUCAAAAUGAUUACAAAGCAUGAUGAGAAAAAUGCUACACACUGCCCACACUUAUUCAUGUUUGGCACAUUUUCACUGCUUGCUAUUUUUGGUACAUACCUGCCAACUACUCCGGUUUUCCCGUAAUUAGUACGGUUUUCAUCAACCUAUUCCGGGUUACGGUUGCAGUGAUAAAAAAUACGUUUUUUCAUUAAUUAAAAAAAAAAAAGGGUGAAAACUACGCCAAUUGCACCUUGUGCAGACAAGAUUUUUCGAUCGGACACGGAGGAAUUAGCGAUGUAAAAGACCACGUUGGGACAAAAAAACACAAGUCUAAUGCCGUUGCUAGCGAUACAAGUGGAAAACUUUCAACGUUUUUCGUCGCCCAAACAGAUUCUUUGGAUGUGAUAAAUGCCGAAGUUUUAUUUACGGAGGCAAUAAUUGAGCAUGGACUUCCAAUCGCACUGGCUGAUCACAUGGGACAGUUAAAUGUUUGUAAUGCAACCUUUAAAAAUCAUUACGCGGUGAUCGCGGUCCCAAAAAUAAACUUUUCUUGCAUGAUAAUGUCCAGAAAAACUCACUUUAUAUUACU
Nerophis lumbriciformis (worm pipefish) is the source of this 3682-nucleotide messenger RNA. NCBI's taxonomy places the organism in Eukaryota, Metazoa, Chordata, Actinopteri, Syngnathiformes, Syngnathidae. The record is from RefSeq and is a predicted model, not a curated record.